Messenger RNA from Scedosporium apiospermum, 3096 nucleotides. RefSeq names its product FACT complex subunit SPT16. Gene Ontology annotation, cellular component: FACT complex. Gene Ontology annotation, molecular function: nucleosome binding. Bases 1 to 3096 code for a protein of 1031 amino acids. Lineage: Eukaryota; Fungi; Ascomycota; Sordariomycetes; Microascales; Microascaceae. Gene Ontology annotation, biological process: positive regulation of transcription elongation by RNA polymerase II; transcription elongation by RNA polymerase II. The transcript has 5 exons. The record is from RefSeq and is a predicted model, not a curated record.
AUGGCGGAGAUCAAGAUUGAUAGCCAGCUCUUCCAAGAGCGAAUCUCACAUUUUGUGAGUUCUUGGAAGAAUGAUGCUCGCUCUAAAGAAGGCCUCUUUAAUGGAGCUUCCUCUAUCAUCAUCCUCAUGGGCAAAGCAGAGGAUAGUCAAGACUUCCACAAGAAUAACGCCAUGCAUUUCUGGUUGCUGGGAUACGAGUUCCCCGCAACGUUGAUGCUUUUCACGAUGGACUGCCUCUACAUUGUCACGACAGCCAAGAAAGCCAAGCAUCUCGACCAGUUGAAGGGCGGCCGGUUCCCGAUCGAGAUCCUAAUUCGCGGUAAGGACGCAGCCGAGAACGAGAAGAUUUUCGUCAAGAUCGCCGACAAGAUCAAAGCUUCAGGCAACAAAGUAGGAACGCUCGCCAAAGACUUCUCCCGCGGACCCUUCGUCGACGAAUGGAAGAAGGUCUUCGCCGACCAAUGCAAGGAUGUCACCGAGGUCGAUAUUUCGCAAACGCUUUCCGUCGCCGCCUUCUCCGUCAAGGAUGAGACCGAGCUCCGCGCGAUGCGAACGUCGUCCAAGGCCUGCGUGGCCCUGAUGACCCCAUACUUCUUGGAGGAGAUGUCCAAUAUUCUGGAUCAGGAGAAGAAGGUUAAGCACAGUGCGCUUGCCGACAAGGUGGACAAGAAGCUGGACGACGACAAGUUUUGGAAGACUGUGCAGCUUCCCAACAAGUCCAAGCUCCCCUCCGAUCUUGACCCUUCGCAGUUGGACUGGGUUACUGGCCCUAUCGUCCAGAGUGGUGGUAAGUACGAUCUCAGGCUCUCCUCAGAGGCGAACGACGAUAUCCUGCAUCCCGGAACGAUUAUCGCGGCUAUGGGCCUUCGAUACAAGUCGUAUAGCUCGGCCAUCGCACGUACUUAUUUGAUCGACCCCAACAAGUCGCAAGAGGGCAACUACAAGCUCUUGUGCAACGUUCACAAUGCUGUUCUCAAGGAAAUCCGAGACGGCGUUGUUGCAAAGGACGUCUACGCCAAGGCUCUCAGCCUGAUUCGAGCCAAAAAGCCCGAUAUGGAGAAGCAUUUCCUGAGGAACGUGGGUUGGGGCAUUGGACUGGAGACCAAAGACACGACCAUGAUCUUGAAUGCCAAGAACAGCAGGACCCUUAAGGAUGGUAUGACCCUCUGUAUCACAACUGGCUUUUCCGACAUCGAGAACCCCAACCCGCAGGACAAGAAUAGCAAGAUCUAUUCUUUGAUGAUCAUGGACACGAUCCGCGUCACCACGACCGAGCCCGUUGUCUUUACCCAGGAAGCUCCCAUCGAGGCCAACUCGAACUCUUUCUUCUUCAAGGAUGAGGAGGAAACUCAGCCCACUCCCAAGAAGGAGAAGAAGGAUCAUCGCGUUGGCGCAGUCGCCACGAAGAACAUCACCCAGACGAGGCUGAGGUCGGAGCGGACGACACAAGUCGAUGAGGACGCCGAGGCUAAGCGACGAAAGCAUCAGCAAGAAUUGGCUGCUAAGAAGCAAAAGGAAGGCCUUGGACGAUACACAGAGUCUACCGGUGGCCAAAACGGUGUGGAAGUCAAGAAGUUCAAAAAGUUCGAAUCAUACAAGCGAGAUAACCAGCUUCCUCCCAAGGUUCGCGAUCUCAAGAUCGUGGUCGACUCUAAGAGCAACACCGUCAUUGUACCCGUUAUGGGUCGCCCGGUUCCGUUCCAUAUCAACACGAUCAAGAACGCCAGUGUCAACGAUGAAGGUGACUGGGUCUUCCUCCGCAUCAACUUUCUUUCGCCUGGACAGGGUGUGGGCAGGAAAGAUGAUCAGCCGUUUGAGGACGCAACGGCCCACUUCGUCCGGAGUUUGACCUUCCGUUCGGAGGACAAGGAUCGAUACACGGAUAUCGCGAACCAAAUCUCGAAUAUGAAGCGUGACGCCGUUAAAAAGGAGCAAGAGAAGAAGGACAUGGAGGACGUUGUCGAGCAAGACAAGCUCAUCGAGAUUAGAAAUCGUCGCCCUCCUGUCCUUGAUAACGUCUUCAUUCGGCCCGCGAUGGAAGGAAAGCGCGUCCCUGGAAAGUUGGAAAUCCAUCAGAACGGUAUCCGAUACCAAUCUCCGCUCAGCACCCAGCAGCGUGUCGAUGUACUCUUCUCCAACGUCCGCCAUCUUUUCUUCCAGCCUUGCGAACACGAACUUAUCGUUGUGAUUCACAUUCAUCUCAAAGACCCCAUCAUUGUUGGUAACAAGAAGAAGACCAAGGAUGUCCAGUUCUAUCGCGAGGCAACGGACAUCCAAUUUGACGAGACGGGCAAUCGCCGGAGGAAAUACCGAUAUGGCGAUGAGGACGAAUUCGAACAGGAGCAAGAGGAAAGGCGCCGUAGGGGGGACCUUGACCGAUUGUUCCACGGAUUCGCCCAAAAGAUUGCUGAGGCUGGUAAGAAUGAAGGUAUUGAAGUGGACAUGCCGAUCCGAGAACUCGGUUUCCACGGUGUACCCUUCCGAAGCAACGUCUUCAUCCAGCCGACCACGGACUGUCUUAUCCAGGUCAUCGAGCCUCCGUUUAUGGUUCUCACCCUUGAAGAUAUUGAGAUUGCCCAUCUGGAGCGUGUCCAGUUUGGUUUGAAGAACUUUGACUUGGUCUUUGUUUUCAAGGACUACAGUCGGGCUCCUUACCACAUCAACACGAUCCCGGUUGAACAGAUCGAGGACGUGAAAGACUGGCUCGACAACUCAGAUAUUCUAUACAGCGAAGGUCCCCUGAAUCUCAGCUGGCCUACCAUUAUGAAGACGGUUACCGCGGAUCCCUACCAGUUCUUCCAAGAUGGUGGCUGGUCCUUCCUUCAACAAGAGUCGGAUGAAGAGGGUGGAUCCGAUGAGGAGGAGGAGGAGAGCGCCUUUGAGAUUGACGAAGACGAACUUGAUGCCGCCUCUGAGUCUAGCGAGGAGGACUCGGAUUACGGUUCUAACGUCUCCGACGAAGAGGAUGAAGACGAUGAUGAUGUUAGUGAAGAUGAGGGUGAAGACUGGGACGAACUUGAGAAGAAGGCUCGCAAGCGAGACCGUGACAGCGGCCUCGAUGACGAGGAUAGGGGCCGAAAGAAGCGAAAGCAUUAA